CCAAAAAAUUUGUGGCAAGUCGCGGCUGGUUAAACCGUUUUAAGAAGAGGAACGGCAUAAAACACGCUGCUACACAUGGCGAGAAGAAGGCUGCUGACUUUGACAAAGCGUAUGAGUUUCCUGGUAUUUUGAACGAUAUGAUCAAGGGCGAAAAUUACGACCUAGACGACGUUUACAACAUGGACGAGACUGGUAUCUGUUGGAAAUCACUCCCUAAAAAGACUUUAAUUCACGCGGGGGAAAGGGGGGCGGAGGGGGGCAAAAUAAAGAAAGACCGUUUUACCGCCGCGAUGUGCGCAAAUGCGACAGGGACACAUCGACUCCCUUUACUGGUGAUUGGGAAAUACCAAAACCCAAGGUGUUUUAAACAUGUCGUUAGUUUGCCUGUGCAUUACCGCUGGCAAAAGAGCUCUUGGAUUACAAGUGUGAUAUUUAGUGACUGGUUACUAACAUUUAAACGUCUUGUAGAGAGGCACCAGGCAAAAAACGGACGGAGUGGCAAGGUCUUGCUACUUGUUGACAACUGCGCUGCGCACAACACUGUUGAAGGUUUUGACUUUGGUGACAAAUUUAAGCUCGUUUUCCUCCCACCUAACACGACUUCCCUAAUCCAGCCGAUGGAUCAGGGUGUAAUCGUCAAAGUUAAAAGGCUGUUUCAAGGCAAAUUCCUGCGGAAAGUAUUGCAAUGUAAGGGGGGCAUAGUGAAGUUUUAUGACGACUACGACAUGAAGGACGCAAUCGACAUGUUGGUUGCAUCCUGGAAUGAGUUAACUCCUGACAACCUGCGACGGGCAUGGAACAACAUUAUGCCGUUCAGGGAGGAUCGGGACAUCACGAAAUCACUGACUGUUGAACCUGACAAUGACGAAGACUGGACGGAAUUAAUUCAAAAAAUUGACCGGCACGUCACGGUGGCCGACGUACACGACUGGAUGGAGGAGAAAGAAAAGGCGGAGGAGGAGGUGACAGGCGAUGACACUGAGGACAGUGAUAUCCCUGAACUAGAAUAUGACGAUGACAGCAAUGUUGGAGACGACGUGAACGAUGAACUCGAAACAGCGUUUCGCGUCGUUUUGAAGUGGGCAGAAAAGCACCGUGACGAACACGUUAAAACUAUGGUGGAGACAUUGUACUCGUUCUUUAACCAAUAAAACCACAAC
Messenger RNA from Frankliniella occidentalis (western flower thrips), 1160 nucleotides. RefSeq names its product tigger transposable element-derived protein 6-like. Gene Ontology annotation, cellular component: nucleus. The record is from RefSeq and is a predicted model, not a curated record. The transcript has a single exon. Lineage: Eukaryota; Metazoa; Arthropoda; Insecta; Thysanoptera; Thripidae. The coding region runs from base 138 to 1151 and encodes 337 amino acids. Gene Ontology annotation, molecular function: DNA binding.